Molecule: messenger RNA, 2262 nt
Organism: Nipponia nippon (crested ibis)
Lineage: Eukaryota; Metazoa; Chordata; Aves; Pelecaniformes; Threskiornithidae
Source: RefSeq, a predicted model, not a curated record
AUGACGGAGCACCGGGUGCUGCUGGCGCAGCCGCCGGCGUGCGGGGCACCCUGGGCCCUGGCCGAUCCCCCUCCUCUCUCCCCAGUGGCACAGACGCGGUUCGUGGAGGAGCCGGAGGACCAGACGGUGGUGGCCGGCCAGAGGAUCGUCCUCUCCUGCGUGGUGCUCAAUUACUCUGGGAUCGUGCAAUGGACCAAAGACGGCCUCGCCCUGGGCAUGGGGCAGGGGCUCAAAGCCUGGCCACGCUACCGCAUCGUGGGCACGGCCGAUUCAGGCCAGUACAACCUGGAGAUCACCGACGCCGAGCUCUCCGAUGACGCUGUGUACGAGUGCCAGGCCACCGAGGCUGCGCUGCGAUCCCGCCGGGCCAAGCUCACCGUGCUGAUCCCCCCCGAGGACCCCACCAUCGACGGAGCCCCCGAGAUCCUGCUGCGCGCGGGGACGCCAUACAACCUGACCUGCCGGGCACGCAGCGCCAAGCCGGCGGCCACCAUCGUCUGGUACCGGGAUGGGCUCCAGCAGGACGGAGCCAUCACCAGCACGGAGGUGUUGGCCGACGGCAAGCGGGAGACAACCACCAGCCAGCUCGCCAUCAACCCAAGCGACCUCGACAUCGGGCGGGUGUUCUCCUGCCGCAGCACCAACGAUGCCAUCCCGGCAGGCAAGGAGACCUUCGUCAAGCUCAACGUUCACCAUCCCCCGACCGUCACCCUGUCCAUCCAGCCCCAGACGGUGCAGGAGGGCGAGAGGGUCGUGUUCACCUGCAUGGCGACCGCCAACCCCGAGAUCAAAGGCUACAGGUGGGCCAAGGGGGGGGUGAUCAUCGAGGACGCCAAGGAGAACAAGUACGACACGCAGGUGGAUUACACCUUCUUCACGGAGCCCGUCUCCUGCGAGGUGCACAACGACAUCGGCAGCACCAACGUCAGCACGCUGGUGGACGUGCACUUUGCCCCUCGGAUCGUGGUGGACCCCAAACCCACCAUCACGGACAUCGGCUCCGACGUGACGCUGACGUGCGUGUGGUCCGGCAACCCACCGCUGACCCUCACCUGGACCAAAAAGGAGUCCAACAUGGUCCUGAGCAACAGCAACCAGCUGUACCUGAAGUCCGUCACGCAAGCCGACGCGGGCCAGUACGUCUGCAAAGCCAUCGUCCCCCGCAUCGGCGUGGGCGAGCGCGAGGUCACCCUCUUCGUCAACGGACCCCCCAUCAUCUCGAGCGAGGCCGUGCAGUACGCGGUGCGCGGGGACCGCGGCAAGGUGGAGUGUUUCAUCGGCAGCACGCCGCCCCCGGACCGCAUCGCGUGGGCCUGGAAGGAGAACAUUUUGGAGGCAGGGACGCUGGAGCGGUACACGGUGGAGCGGACAAACACGGGCAGCGGGGUCCUCUCCACCCUCACCAUCAACAACGUCAUGGACGCCGACUUCCAGACCCGCUACAACUGCACGGCCUGGAACAGCUUCGGGCCGGGAACCGCCAUCAUCCAGCUGGAGGAGAAAGAGGUCUUGCCCGUGGGCAUCAUCGCCGGUGCCACCAUCGGGGCCAGCAUCCUCGUCAUCAGCUUCCUCGUCGCGCUCGCCUGCUUCCUCUACCGGCGCCGGAAAGGAAGCCGCAAGGACGUCACCCUGCGCAAGCUGGACAUCAAGGUGGAAACGGUGAACAGGGAGCCCCUGACGCUGCACGCGGACCGCGAGGAGGACACGGCCAGCGUCUCCACGGCCACCCGCGUCAUGAAGGCCAUCUACUCGUCGUUCAAGGACGACGUGGACUUGAAGCAGGACCUUCGCUGUGACACCAUUGACACCCGCGAGGAGUACGAGCUCAAGGACCCCACCAACGGCUACUACAACGUCCGCGCCCACGAGGACCGCCCAUCCUCCCGCACCGUCCUCUACGCUGACUACCGCCCCCCCACCCCAGCCUACGCUCAGCUCACCACCUACAGCCGCGGUCCGGCCUCCGACUACAACGCCGAGGCAGCACCGGGUCCUGGACCCCCUCCCGGCACGGCGGGCGCGGCGCAGCACUCGGCAAGCCAGCUCUCCUACGAGAACUACGGGAGUCACGCCGCUUUCCCGGCCGGCACCGGUUAUGCCACCUAUCGCCUGGGGUACGGUCAGCCCCCCAGCCUGGACCGGGCACCCUACGACGCCUACGACCCCAUGGGCAAGUACGCCAGCGCCACCCGCUUCUCCUACACCUCCCAGCACUCGGACUACGGGCAGCGCUUCCAGCAGCGGAUGCAGACGCAUGUUUAG